Messenger RNA from Triticum dicoccoides, 3008 nucleotides. RefSeq lists its product as uncharacterized. The coding region runs from base 127 to 2715 and encodes 862 amino acids. The transcript has 3 exons. The record is from RefSeq and is a predicted model, not a curated record. Lineage: Eukaryota; Viridiplantae; Streptophyta; Magnoliopsida; Poales; Poaceae.
GCCUUUCCUUCACCUACCUCUUUCCUCCCACCUUCCUUUCUUCCAGUCUACUCCUCGUCUUCCUCUCCACCAAAUCACGAAAUCCAGCGCAGAUUUGCGCCGAGGGAGCGCGUCGACGACGCGUCCAUGGCCGCCGCCGCGUUCUCCAUCAGGGAUUACGCGGCGAGCAUGAGGUGCAAGACAGCGGCGGAGGGGCUGCCUCUCUUGGGAAUCGAGGAUCUCCCGCCUCUCAGGGCGCCGAGGUGCCGGUGGUGGGCGGACGAACUCGCCUCCGCCGUGGCUGCCGCAGCUGGGGCGGCCUCCCCGAGGAGGGCGCCAGGGAAGGCGAAGCCGACGAAGAAGAGGUCCAUCUCCGACCUCUUCGCCGCGGCGCCCCCUUUGAUCGUGCCCCCCGCCGGUGAUGCCGGAUGCAAAGAGCAAACGGAGGUGGACGGCGACGAGGCGCUGUGCGCGAUCGCGAGGCGGGCCAAGGAGGAGAAGAAACGGAAGAGAAAGCUGCAAGAAGAGGAGGCGGGACAGAAGGAGGAGACGGCAGUUGCUGCCGCGCCGGAGAGCAGCGGAGGCUGGGAGCCCGAGGGGAAUUUCGCUGCCAGCAAGGAAGCACUUGAAAGUCCAAACCUUUUUGAUGGACUGGAUACUCACUCAUCACAGAAACCUGAGGCCUCACAACAUCACAGAGAAGAGAGAGAAAAGAUAUCUGAGAGAAGGAAGCAGGGGAACAUCAAUAAUAUAAAGAAGAAGGCUGACACACAAAAGCACAUGAACGGCAAUAAAGCCGACAAAGUGGGGAAACUACGAGAUUUGGAAAAUUUUAUCCCUGGGCAUGGCAUUUUAAAGUGCACAAAGCACACAUCAGUGAAAAUGGUCAAGGAGAAACAUGGCAAUUCAGAAGGCAAGGAAAUAAUAGAACUCUGCCGCAAAUCAGUGAAACGUGUCAAAUUCUCAGAAGCAGAUGCUAUACUUGAGCUACCAGAACAACAAAGUCUCUGCAAGAUGUUUUCAGAUGCUAUGGCUUCUUCAUCGUCGUCCUCGUCAUCAUCAUCGUCAUUCACGCCUACCGAAUCAGACAAAUGCAUAACUGCAGAAAGUGGUAGUUCUCAUAUUCCCAAGGAAGCUUUCAGUAAAGCCAAAGAAGCAAAUAAGAAUUCAGAUCAUGAGGAUUCUCCUGACAAAUGCAUAACUGCAGAAAGUGGUAUUUCUCAUAUUCCCAUGGAAGCUUUCACUAAGUCGAAAGAAGCAAAUAAGAAUUCAGAUCAUGAGGAUUCUCCUGAGCCUGGUAACAGAGAGAUGUUCGCUCCUUUGAUUGAUCUGAAUAUGGCGUUACCGGAAUCUACUGAAUUGGACCAAAGGUAUGAUUCAUAUUCAGAGGUGCCAAAUCUGGAGCAUACACAUGAGGGAACUUUAAGUUCUGAUGUCCAAUUGCUUGAUGGGAGAGAAAACCGGAUGAAUUUUAAUGUUGUUUCACAGAGACUGGAAAGCGAACAAUCUACUGCUGACUUGGAACGAACAACAAAUUCAAGUUCGGCAGGCACAUUUUUGCAUGGUGAGGCGAUAAAAGUUUCUGAUGUAGAUGCUGCUGGUCCUCCAUUGAGCUUAACUGAACUUGCUGAGACUCGUCGUGGUUGCAGUAAUGUUUCAGUAAAAGACACUAUGACUAUGAGUACGUCUCCUUUUGCAUUGCCAGAUCAUACAUUUCAGGAUUCAUUUCGGCAGCACCAGAGUUGGUUUUCCACCAGCAGCAAAUUUUCUUCCUGCCCAUCUCAUGAAUCUAAUGUGUCGCACAGUAAGGAGUUCAAUUUUCGUUCUGAGUUGAACAUGCCGCAUGAGAAUGGACCAUUGACAGGACUGACAGUUCGUUUGAUGGGUAAAGAUCUUCCAGUUUGCAUGACCAGAGCUGAAUUGUUUUCGGAGACUGCGCAGAGGCAUACAGGCACUUUCACCAAUGACUAUCUCAACGCAAAUGUGUUCUUGCCACAACCAGGACGGCCUUUUCUCUCUUUACAAGCUCAGAAUUUCCCCAAUGAUACAGUAAAUUCCACCAGUAUAAUUAAUGCUUCAACAUAUCAUGCAAGCGCAAGUCAGGCACGGUCUACACAUGAUUACAGCCACCCUUUCCCUGCAGCUAAUGUACUGUCUGGAGAUCAGUUGCCAUAUGAAAACAGGUUUGUUGAUUUUUCAAACUCGCAGACCAAUCGGCCUUUUCUAUUGGGCUGCCCACCUCCUCCCAAUCAUGGCAGUGCAGCAUUCCAACAGAAUUCCCCGUCGCGCCGUUAUUACUCUGAUCCUAUCACUAGAACAGAACCACCCACAGCACCACCUUUGCCUACAACCAGACAGCAUGGCACACCAUCUUCAGGUUUCCAUGCCAAUUUGCCUCAGCAACAUGUUGUGCAUUCAGCAAGCUCAUCAGUGGGUUUUACAUUCAACCAUCCAGGCCAUGUAGUUCAAGCACCUUCCAACAGCAUAAGAGAUGUGGCCCUUUCGGCCAGAAAUACAGACAACAGAAUGGGGAGCGCUGUUCUUGGCAAUUCCAAUGCUUCGCCUAGUGGUCGCUGUGUGCAGAAGAGAUCAGGCCCAGUGAAGCUCACUCCUGGGGCGAAGCAUGUACUGGUGCCAAGCGAUAGCACAGGUGAUGGCGAUUCCGCGCCUGUGUACUCAUGUGUUUCGUUCGCAAGUAGGAGUACAAAUGCUGCAUGUCCUCAGAACAGAGCAUGAUACCCUUUGUUGAACUUUUGCUUGGCUGCAGUUCCAUGAAUCUAUAAAACAUCGGGGCUGUUCUUAUUUAAUUUCAUUCAUUUAGUUGGAUCCUUUUGAAAAAUGUUUGUUACAUUUUUUUCUGCUUGUGAUAGUUGUGAUAUUUCAAAUGAUUUGCUUCCUUCGUUAGUAAUUAUUUCCUCAGCUGAACCUGAAUCCUUGGCUGGUGUAGCCUUAGACAUGUACUAUUUUAUAUUUCUGUAUUGUUACUUUUGGUCUGGAAGCUAAAUAGAAAAUGUUACCUACAUUUUGUA